Molecule: messenger RNA, 1574 nt
Organism: Medioppia subpectinata
Lineage: Eukaryota; Metazoa; Arthropoda; Arachnida; Sarcoptiformes; Oppiidae
Source: the annotation of a GenBank genome assembly
GAUACAUGUCGUGACAGUCAGUGAACUACCAAAAAAUGUUUGUCAAACACACAAUUAAGUUAACACUAAUCCUAUGGGCCGUUAGCCUAUGGGCGCCGCCGCUCUGCCAGUGCUAUACGGGUGUGGCCGAUGAGGUGCGGCAGUUGUCUGGCCUUACAUUUCCGAUCAAUUAUCGGCACUAUUCUGGUUACCUGAACGCCACGGAUGACCGACACUUACACUACUGGUUCUUUGAGAGCCAAUCGUCACCCAAAUCAGAUCCGGUGGUUCUGUGGCUGAAUGGCGGACCCGGAUGUUCCAGCGUAUUGGGCGCACUCACUGAACAAGGUCCAUUGCACGUGGACCCGAACGGGCGGCAACUGUACCCGAAUGAAAACAGUUGGAACCGGGCGGCCAACAUGCUAUUCCUGGAGGCGCCGGCAGGGGUGGGCUUUUCGUACAAAGUGGACGCCAAGUACGCCACCGACGACGACCAGGUGGCCAGAGAUAACGUGGCGGCCAUUGAGUGCUUCUACCGCAAGUUCCCGCAGUUUAAGACAAAUGACUUUUACGUAAUGGGCGAGAGCUAUGCCGGCGUAUAUGUGCCCACACUGUCCGUACAGAUACUGAACGCUAUUACCAAUGCCUCGGCCGCACCGGUUGGUAGUGGCGGUGGUUUGGCCGGCCUUAACUUCAAGGGCUUCGCGGUGGGCAACGGUUACCUUGAUCAAAAAAUGUUGGGCAACUCUCUGCUGACAUUUGGCUACUAUCACGGCCUAUACGACCACUACGUGUGGGACGCGUUGGUCAAUAGUUGUUGUCCGCCGAUGGCUAACCUGUCGACGGCGUCAACAGUGGCCGCCAGUCGAUGCGAUUUUGUCGGCAACCGGAGCGCCGCCUGCGUGUCGGCCGUCAGUCGGGCCUCCGGUUUCAUACGAGAGCCCGGACUCAACGUGUAUAACCUGUACGCCGACUGUUGGUCACCGUCGGACAGCACCUUCGGUGCGAUACUGACCGCCAGUGUUGCCAACACAACCGGGAAGUAUUCGCGUGAAACGUUUGACCGCCGGUUAAUGAUCGGUACGUUAAACCUGACGGACGAGCGCCCGCUGUUGGACAAGCUAUCGGUGACUCCGCCUUGUAUUGACGCCAGUUUUGUCGAGCGCUGGAUCAACGACCCGGCCGUCCGCCGCGAUCUACACAUACCCGAUGCGGUGCAACAGUGGACCAGUUGUAGCCUACCGGUGAUGGCCGGCUAUCGUAAUAUUUACACCUCGAUGAAAGCGCAGGUGCAGCAGCUCCUGGCGUCGGACAGGCAUUUAAAAGGGCUGAUAUAUAAUGGAGACGUGGAUAUGGCGUGUAAUUUUUUGGGUGAUGAAUGGUUUGUAGAGGACCUGAACCGAACACUGGUCAGCGAGUAUAAGGCCUGGUAUUAUAAUAAACAAAUCGCCGGCUUUUAUAAAGUGUACGAUAGGCUGGCGUUCGCGACGGUUCGCGGCUCCGGUCAUAUGGUGCCCACCGAUAAGGCCGGCGCCGCACUCGAGAUGUUUGAAAAGUUUAUUAAUUCACCCGCGAGUGCAUUGAAAUUACAUUAA